AUGGCCGACGCCGUCGAGGUCGUCAGCCAGCCACCGCCCCAGCGCACCGAGCAGCGCCAGGACGAGGCCAAGCGCCCGCAAAGCUUGGAGGUGCCGCUCGACAGAGUCUACACUCCGAAGUCGCCGGCCAUCGACAUGGCCCCUCGGUCCUUUCAUCGACGCGGGUCCUUCGAGCUCGACGACUACUUCACCGGGCCCCGAGACAUCGCCAAGCACUCGAAAUGGCCCAUCAUCCUGCAGCUUCACGGCAGCAUCAUGCCCAAGCUGAUCCUGCCCCUGGUCCUCAUCUCCGUCUGGGCCUCGGCCAUUGUCAUCAUCUCGGCCAAGGUGCACUAUCUCGGCGCCAACUCGGUCCUCCUCACCCUGACGGGCUUCGUCGUCUCCCUGUCGCUGUCGUUCCGCUCCUCGACCGCCUACGAGCGAUACACCGAGGGCCGGAAAUACUGGGCCGCGCUGGUCCAGUCGUCGCAGAUCCUGGGCCGCGUCUUCUGGAUCCACGCCGUCAACCGGCCCGACCAGACGGACGCGCGGGAGGUGAUUCUCCAGAAGCUCAGCGCCAUGAACCUGCUGGUGGCCUACGCCAUGGCUCUCAAGCAUAGCCUGCGCUUCGAGCCCUACACGGCCUACCCCGACCUGCAGAACCUCAUCGGCCACCUCGACACGUUUGCCAGGGCCGCGACCGACGCCGACUCCUCCGUCGCCUGCGGUGCCGGCGGGGGCCGCAAAAGGGGCUUCUUCCGCGGCGUGGGCGAGUAUCUCGGCGUCUCCUUUGCCGCCAGCAACCCGCGUAAGAUGGUCAAGAGGGCGUCCAAGCCCCUGGGCAACCUGCCUCUCGAGAUCCUGAACCACAUCGCCCUCACCACCGACUUCCUCAUCACCAACGAGCAGCUGCGCGUCCCCAUCCACCAGACCAUGGCCUUCAACGCCAUCCAGGCUCUCAACGACGCCAUGACGGGCUCGGAGCGCGUCCUCUGCACGCCGCUGCCCAUUGCCUACUCGAUUGCCAUUUCCCAGUCGACCUACCUCUACAUCCUGCUGCUGCCCUUCCAGCUGAUCCCGCUGCUCCAGUGGAUCGCCAUCCCGGCCACCAUCGCCGCCUCGUAUAUCAUCCUGGGCGUCCUGAUGAUCGGGCAGGAGAUCGAGAACCCCUUUGGAUCAGACGUCAACGACCUGCCGCUCGACAGCUACUGCGACCAAAUCGCCGCCGACCUCGACAUUAUUGCCGCCUUCGACACGCGCGACCCGCAGAGGUUCCUCAAGAGCAGCAGCUACAUGCCUCUGUACCCCGUCAGCGCCGCCCCGAUCAGCGUCUGGAUGCAGCGCAGCGAGGAGAAGCUGCGCGACGCCAUCAAGCAGAGGCCCGCCAAGACGUUUGAGUGGAGGAGAUGGGGGACCAAGAAGACGGCCGGCAGCAGCAGUGCCUCAGCCAGCGUCGCGGGCGACCACAUGGUUUGA
Molecule: messenger RNA, 1455 nt
Organism: Hirsutella rhossiliensis
Lineage: Eukaryota; Fungi; Ascomycota; Sordariomycetes; Hypocreales; Ophiocordycipitaceae
Product: bestrophin, RFP-TM, chloride channel domain-containing protein
Exons: 1
Coding region: 1-1455 (484 amino acids)
Molecular function (GO): chloride channel activity
Source: RefSeq, a predicted model, not a curated record